AUGGUAUCCAUUCUCUAUCCUUUCUUGCUCGUAUACACGUCGGUCCAAUUUGUGCUUGUGAGGCCAGUCACGACGGUGGCCCAGAUACUUUUCUACGGCAUUGUGCAGGUUCCAGCUGGGAUUUUUCAGUGGGUAUUUGGAGUCGACAUCACUCGGCUCGAUCUUGUGAAGCUGCGCUAUGUGCUCGACAUUGUCAGAAUUCUGUACCAGUUUCUGAGUGUUGCAAUUUUAUUUGGCUUGUUUGUGGGCACAGUCAACGGUCUGGCCUUGUGUUUGGUGCGCUACUUAUUGACCUUUAGACAGCCUGCUAUCAGGCUCUUUGGCUCGUCAAAACCAGUUAUCAAGCAAGAAGAAGAGGAAUUCAAGCCAUUGUUAAAGUCCGAGUGGGGUCUGGAACCAAUCAAGACCGAAGAUAUUAAUCCGUUGUCCGAACCAACCUCGUCUGCGCAGCUCUUUGAUCAUUCCCAACAUCAGAUACGCGAGCGCCAUCUUUCUGCAUACUACGACGACGAUGACGGGUACGGCACCGUCAGAGGAGAAUCAUCACCGAAACCUACACACCAAUCGAGAAUUUCAUCGCGAUUUUCAUCGCUUCGAAGCGAUUCGUUAUUCAACACAUCGCAUCAUCACUCGGAGUCGGCAACCGAUACAACCGUUGAUGCUGACCGGUCAGAACUAAACAUAAUCAAAGAAGAGGACCUGUCAUAG
Molecule: messenger RNA, 708 nt
Organism: Ogataea parapolymorpha DL-1
Lineage: Eukaryota; Fungi; Ascomycota; Pichiomycetes; Pichiales; Pichiaceae
Exons: 1
Coding region: 1-708 (235 amino acids)
Source: RefSeq, a predicted model, not a curated record